AUGAACGCCGCCGCUUCCGGCGCCGCAGCCGCCUCCGGUCUCAGCAAACUCAUUCUGGCAUCCACCAACCGCCAGUCUCUAAUCAGAUCACUCGUCUGCCCCUCCAUCUAUUGGACCCCACUUUUAGUCGACACAAUCCUUAAGCAGCUUUGGAACCACGGCCCCAAAGCCCUCCAGUUCUUCCACAUCCUCCUCCACCACCAUCCCACCUACGCCCACUCGGUCUCCUCUUUCGACCACGCCAUCGACAUCGCCGCCCGUCUCAGAAACUACGCCACCGUCUUCACCCUCCUCCACCGCAUGCGCUCUCUCCGCCUCCACCCCACCCCCAAAAGUUUCGCCAUAAUCACUGAAAGGUACGUAGCCGCCGGAAAACCCGAUAAAGCACUCAAAAUCUUCUUAUCGAUGCAUCAACAUGGUUGUUUCCAGGAUUUACAUUCUUUCAAUACCAUUCUCGAUGUUCUAUGUAAAGCUAGGCGUGUUGAGAAAGCAUGGAACUUUUUUAAAGUGCUCAGAGGAAGGUUUCAAGCUGAUGUUAUCAGUUAUAACAUAAUUGCAAACGGUUGGUGUUCAAUCAAGAGAACAAAUAAGGGUCUUGAGACUUUUAAAGAGAUGAUGGAGAAAGGAUUGAGUCCGAAUUUAACUACUUAUAACAUAAUCCUCAAAGGGUAUUUUCGAGCUGGUCAAAUAGAUGAGGGCUGGAAGUUUUUCCUGGAAAUGAAAAGGCGAAAGAUCGAAUUCGAUGUUGUUACUUACACCACUGUGGUUCAUGGUCUUGGUGUUGCUGGUGAGAUUAAGAGAGCUCAGAAUGUUUUCAAUCAGAUGGUUGAUGAUGGCGUGUUGCCCUCUGUUGCAACAUACAAUGCUUUGAUUCAAGUUCUGUGUAAGAAAGACAGUGUAGAGAAUGCGGUUUCGGUUUUUGAGUCGAUGUUGAAGAAGGGCUAUGCUCCGAAUUCGACUACUUACAAUGUGGUUAUCAGAGGUUUGUGUCAUAGAGAACAGAGGGAGAGGGGUAUGGAAUUCAUGGAUAGGAUGAGGGAUGAUGGUUGUGGACCGAAUGUGCAGACUUACAAUAUUGUGAUUCGGUACUUUUGUAACGCCGGUGAGAUCGAGAGAGGCUUGGCGUUGUUUGAGAAGAUAAACAGUGGGGAUUGCUUGCCGAAUUUGGAUACAUACAAUGUGUUGAUAAGUGCAAUGUUUGUAAGGAAGAGAUCUGAUGAUAUGUUGGUGGCCGGGAAGUUGCUGGUUGAGAUGGUUGAUAGAGGGUUUACUCCCCGGAGGUUAACGUUCAACCGUGUCUUGGAUGGACUCUUGCUGACUGGUAAUCAAAGUUUUGCAAAGGAGAUCUUGAGAUUGAAGAGCGGAUGUGGCCGUUUUUCACGACGGUUUAAACUGUGAAUCGCGUUUCGAAGUUUGGCAUGCUGAUCCAUUGGAGGAUUUAUGCUUCUUGAAUGUGGAAAUGCAAUGUGAUGGGUGAAAAAAAUCAUAGUGAUUCUGUCUGAAUUUGAAGCUCUUGAAUGCAUAGCUCCAUUGAACACCAUACUUGAAAGGUGUUCUGUCUCUCAUUCCUUUGGAAUAACUUGCCCAUGUUGUUCAAUAGUUAAUCAAAUACUUGAAUUUCCAUGGUCUCAAUCUAUUGAACGGCCGCUAUUUUCACAAACUCGAUUCGAUCAAACGCUCA
Hibiscus syriacus is the source of this 1681-nucleotide messenger RNA. RefSeq names its product pentatricopeptide repeat-containing protein At1g74900, mitochondrial-like. NCBI's taxonomy places the organism in Eukaryota, Viridiplantae, Streptophyta, Magnoliopsida, Malvales, Malvaceae. The transcript has a single exon. Gene Ontology annotation, molecular function: protein binding. The coding region runs from base 1 to 1398 and encodes 465 amino acids. The record is from RefSeq and is a predicted model, not a curated record.